Aureobasidium subglaciale EXF-2481 is the source of this 1860-nucleotide messenger RNA. RefSeq lists its product as uncharacterized. Gene Ontology annotation, molecular function: ABC-type transporter activity; ATP hydrolysis activity; ATP binding. The record is from RefSeq and is a predicted model, not a curated record. The transcript has 3 exons. Lineage: Eukaryota; Fungi; Ascomycota; Dothideomycetes; Dothideales; Saccotheciaceae. Bases 1 to 1860 code for a protein of 619 amino acids. Gene Ontology annotation, cellular component: membrane.
AUGGGCGAUUAUGCCCAGCUCACCAACCACAACAUCCGUAGUUUCCUCUGGAGAGGAGUUUCUGUCACGGUAAAGGAUCGACAGACUCAUGAAGACAAGCCCAUUCUCAACAAUGUCAGCGGUAUCGUCUAUGCAGGGGAGUUGAUGGCCAUCAUGGGUCCUUCCGGUUCUGGAAAGUCAACUCUGCUUAAUGUUCUUGCCAAUCGUGUACCUGCCAAGGGAGCUUAUGCCCAGUCAGAUGUCUUCUUGAACGGCCGCCCGGCCGAGGCAGAGACGAUGCGCAAGAUCAGCUGCUACGUUGAACAAGAAGAUGCUCUGGUCGGCUCACUGACGGUCAGAGAGACGUUGAUGUUCGCAGCCCGUCUUUCGUUGCCCAAGUCUAUCAGCGCCAAGGAGCGUAUUGCACGUGUUGAGGCACUCGUCAACUCUUUUGGUCUCAACGGUCAAGCUAACACACUGGUCGGUACACCUAUAAGAAAGGGUAUCUCUGGUGGUCAGAAGCGCCGUGUCAGCGUUGCCGCCCAGCUCAUCACCAGCCCCAAGAUUCUGUUUCUCGAUGAGCCGACUUCUGGUCUGGAUUCGGCCGCCGCUUUUGAGGUCAUCUCCUUCGUCAAGGAUGUGGCUAAGAAACACAACUUGAUGGUCGUCUCGAGUAUCCAUCAGCCUUCCACGUCGACCUUCGCAAUGUUCGACAAGCUUCUCCUCCUCUCGCAUGGCAACACGGCAUACAGCGGACCAGUCAAGGACGUCCAAUCUUUCUUCGACUCAUGCGGCUUCCCCAUCCCGCUCUACAUGAAUCCUGCCGAAUUCAUCAUCGACUUCGUUAACACCGAUUUCGCCAGAAACAGAGGUGAAGUCGUCAACCAGCUCGAGAUGGUCACUGGAACAUGGCAGCGCUCAGGUCUUCACGCAGAGAAGCUGAACCACAUUGCUCGCGAGAUCUCCCACGGCGACCCAUCGCCUCACGAGACCAACAACAACGAGCAGAUUGGCGCUCACUGGUUCGCCAUCGUGAUUGCGCUUAUCCAUCGCAACUUCAUCAAGUCGUACCGUGAUAUCAUCGCCUACGGCAUUCGUAUCGCCAUGUACAUGGGUCUGGCCGUCAUGAUGGGUACUGUAUGGCUGCGCCUCGAUGCUUCACAAGAAAACCUGCAAGCCUUCACCAAUGCCAUCUUCUUCGGAGGUGCUUUCAUGUCGUUCAUGGCCGUCGCCUACAUUCCUGCCUACCUCGAAGACCGUGCCAUAUUCAUGAAGGAACGUGCCAACGGUCUCUACGGUCCCACAUCAUUCCUUGUCUCCAACUUCCUGACUGGUCUUCCCUACCUCUUCAUCAUCACUGUGCUCUUCAGUGUUGUUGUGUACUGGCUCAGCAAUUUCCGCGGAACUGCGGGAGGAUUCUGGACUUGGGUCAUGUGGCUUUUCCUCGACCUCAUCGCCGCUGAGUCUCUUGUUGUCUUCAUCACGUCCGUCGUGCCCAUUUUCGUCGUCGCCCUCGCUGCCACUGCCUUUGCCAACGGUCUAUGGAUGUGCACUAUGGGCUUCAUGGUCCGUCCUGCCGAUCUGAACCCCUUCUGGCGUUACGUCUUCCACUACAUUGAUUACCAGAGCUACGUUUUCGAAGGCAUGAUGGUCAACGAGUUCGCCUCGAGGACAUAUACCUGCCCCAAGGGUGUUGACGGUCAGUUCGAUUGUGCUUACAAGGAUCCCUUGAACGCACAGGGAUUGAUCCCUGGCACCGCUUUACUCGAUACGUAUGGCUACAAGGCCGGCAAGACUGGCCAAUACAUUGGUAUCUUGCUAGCUAUCAUCUUGGUGUACAGAGCACUUGGCUGGUUCGUGCUAUACGUCCGCCGCACCUGA